AUGGGAGACAGAGGGAUAGGCUACUUCAUUACACAUGUAGAGAAAUGUGUAAAGAAAAAUACUGAAACUUCUGCAAGAAGAACUUGGGGGUGAAGGAAUAACGUUGCAGACUCGUAUUAUUACUAAAUGAAGAGGAUUUAUCACCACCACUUGAAGAAAUGUAUAACUAUGAAAUUAUAUAAAAGAAGCUUGGAUGAAGUCGAGUAACUGUCGCGCGCCGCUGGAAAGGAUCUCUGAAAUCGGCUCUAGACUAGAGUAUCUGACGGCGAGUCUUUACUAUUUACAUCUAUAGCUGUACGGGAUUCUAAUUCGUUUCAAAAGGCUAUAUUAAAAACUAUGAUUAAAAAUAUAUUUUGUUGGCUGUAGUCGCCAGUAUAAACUAUAGAUAAUCUUAAAAUCACAUUUUAUUUUUAUCUUUAUUUGAAAUGUAACAUAAUUAUGUGAAAUUACAUUAAUUAGAUUAAUUGUAUUUUUUCUGGUUGUAAGUUAUUUUGUGGUUAAACACAGCUUUUGAAUUGACACUAAGAUUUAAAUUACAGUAUACUUCAAUGAUAGACGAAAUCAAAUAUUUUUCUAGGGCAGCAACUCUGGAUAAUAAACGUCUCAAUUCCGGAUAGAUGCUACCCAGAUGCACUCAUUAAUUUUCGAUCAAGAGAGAGGGAUAAAAAAAAACAACUAAAGUGUUAAUAAUCAACUUUUUUUCAAAUCGAGCUGGUCCAUCACUUUCAACUCAGCUGUAAAGGGUGGGAUAUUCGUCGAUCUCACUCUAAACAGGACUUUUAAUACGCCUCUUUACUGAUCUCUGCUGGACAUUUGUGGAAUAACAUCUUGACAAACAGAGACGAUGAACAAGCAGAUAUAUAUCCACUAUAACUACACAGGGAAGCUGGAAAACCGUCAGAAUGGAAAGAUCACAGGUGGUGGCGUCACUUUGGAUGCUAAAACCAUCGUGUUCCUCAUCAUCUGUUGCUUCAUAAUCCUGGAGAACCUGAUUGUUCUCGUGGCAAUAUGGAAAAAUCAUAAGUUCCACAACCGCAUGUACUUCUUCAUAGCCAACCUGGCGUUGUGUGACCUUCUGGCUGGGGUGGCUUAUAUCGUCAACCUCCUCAUGUCAGGGGAGAAGACCCUUCACCUGUCCCCAGUGUUGUGGUUUGUAAGGGAAGGGAGCAUGUUUGUAGCUCUGGGGGCUUCCACAUUCAGUCUCCUGGCUAUAGCUAUAGAGAGACAUCUGACCAUGAUUAAAAUGAGGCCCUACGACGCCAAUAAGAAUUACAGGGUAUUCUUGCUCAUAGGGACCUGCUGGCUCAUAGCGAUAUCCCUGGGAGCAUUGCCCAUCCUGGGGUGGAACUGCUUGAACAACCUCCCUGACUGCUCCACAGUCCUACCGCUCUAUACCAAGAAGUACGUGGCCUUCUGCAUCAUCAUCUUCAUGGCCUUGCUGCUGGCCAUGUCCGUCCUGUACAUACGCAUCUACAUGUUGGUGAGGACCAGCAGUCGGAAGGUGACGAAACAUUCCAACUCAGAGCACUCCAUGACCCUCCUCCGUACUGUCAUCAUCGUGGUCGGCGUCUUCAUUGCAUGCUGGAUGCCCAUCUUCGUCCUCCUCCUCAUCGAUGUGGCCUGCGAGCACCGCUGCUGCCCCAUUCUCUACAAGGCCGACUACUUCAUAGCCCUGGCCGUGCUCAACUCUGCCAUGAACCCUGUUAUCUACACCUUGGCCAGCAGGGAGAUGAGGAGAGCCUUCUUUAGCUUGGUCUGUGGCUGUCUGAUGAAGGGGAAUGUCUCCAGCAGCGGUGAGCCAAAUAAGCCCAACAACCUGGAGCACAGCAGGAGCACAGCAGGAGCACAGCAGGAGCACAGCCCAUAAUAAUCCUAACAACCACAGCGGGAGCACAGCAGGAGCACAGCAGGAGCACAGCCCAUAAUAAUCCUAACAACCACAGCAGGAGCACAGCAGGAGCACAGCAGGAGCACAGCCCAUAAUAAUCCUAACAACCACAGCGGGAGCACAGCAGGAGCACAGCAGGCGCACAGCCCAUAAUAAUCCUAACAACCACAGCGGGAGCACAGCAGGAGCACAGCAGGAGCACAGCAGGAGCACAGCCCAUAAUAAUCCUAACAACCACAGCGGGAGCACAGCAGGAGCACAGCAGGAGCACAGCAGGAGCACAGCCCAUAAUAAUCCUAACAACCACAGCAGGAGCACAGCAGGAGCACAGCAGGAGCACAGCCCAUAAUAAUCCUAACAACCACAGCAGGAGCACAGCCCAUAAUAAUCCUAACAACCACAGCGGGGCAGAUGAGCAGCAGAAGGACAUGGACAGUAGUCUGAAUAUUAUAGUGGCACAGACCUUGAUAAAGAGUCCAACAUCAUUGUGUGCCAAUGUGGCCAAUGGGUUGAGGUUUUCUGCUGGGCCCUGAACCUCCAUAUCUGAAUCCUUCUGAGUGAACACAAGAGACUAUGAAGUGUGGCAACGCGAGACAUUGUAGCCCUAUGCUGUGCAUAGGAUGGAG
Messenger RNA from Oncorhynchus keta (chum salmon), 2514 nucleotides. Its product is annotated as sphingosine 1-phosphate receptor 3. The record is from RefSeq and is a predicted model, not a curated record. Gene Ontology annotation, molecular function: sphingosine-1-phosphate receptor activity. The coding region runs from base 845 to 1867 and encodes 340 amino acids. Lineage: Eukaryota; Metazoa; Chordata; Actinopteri; Salmoniformes; Salmonidae. Gene Ontology annotation, cellular component: membrane. Gene Ontology annotation, biological process: G protein-coupled receptor signaling pathway. The transcript has 2 exons.